GUGACUCUUCCUUAAAAAGCUCCUGUUUUCCCCCCCUGUUUUCUUUUUUUCACCUUUUUCCACUCUUGGGUUUUCUUGGGUUGGGUUUUUUUUACUUUCUUUUCCGGGUUGAUUCUUUAUUGUGCUGGUCUUUGUGGAAUCUAUGCCUGGAAUGGAUGGUUAGAGAGAAGGGCUCGGUCUCUUUCUUUUCUAAUCCUGGACUGGACUUCCUGUGCGCAACUGCUCUACUCUUUUGCACUCCUCGCUCUUGGAGUUGAUGGACAUUUUAGUCAAGGUUGUUUUGUUAAAUUUACUCGCUUUCUUCUUCCUGGAAAGUCUUUUUCUUUUUCUUUUUUAAAUGUGUUCGUUGAUCUCUGCCUAGUACGUUCUCCUCUGAUCUUCCGAUUGUCCCGGGAAACGUUUCCGCAGCAUUAUUGUACCGUACUUGUAGACCUGUAGUUAUUGCCAACGGUUCUUGUGAUGUCCUUUUUUCUUUUACGCUUUCCAUGAACUUAGACAUCACAAAGAGCUACUGGAGGUAAUGAUUACUCCUCGAGCUGCCCAUUGUGCAACUCUUUCCUUAAUGUCUCCUUUCUAGCUCACGAAAGAUUUUUCCUUUCCCCAGCAGCCGACUGGAAAUUUUUCUGCUUUAUGUUCGUCAGCAAUUUAGAAAGACGAAAAUCUCGAGUGCUUGAUUUGGCUAGAUGAUACUGUUUUGUUUAGUUUUCUGCUCCCUGUUUGAUGCAGCUGAGGACAAAAAAAGAAUUCAAUCUUGCAAAAGGAGAGAAGCUCGGUCGUCCUGGGUGAGGAAAGGUCUCUGAGUCGCUUUGCCUACAAUCUCAUUUAAUUGAAGUGGUGGAAGGCUUAAUGGAUUGGAAUCUGAAAGCUCCUUGGGAUUUGACUGAAUUUGGCCAAGAAACCCUGCCAGGCAGCCAUGGAGCUGAUGGGCCGAAUAGCUAUGGGAUUCCUAGUGCAAAAGGAGAAUUUUCGGUUGAUUUGAAGCUGGGUCAAAUGAGUAACACAGUGAACGAACCGGUAAAUAUGUGGAAGGACUCUGGUGUCUCAAAGAUGGCAUCGUCUCCAUCGGGGUCGUCGAAGAGGGCUCGAUCGGCGAGCAGUGGGGGUCAGGCAGUACAUUGCCUUGUUGACGGUUGCAAUGCGGACCUUAGUAACUGUAGAGAGUACCAUAGGCGCCACAAGGUCUGCGAAGUUCACUCCAAGACUCCCGAGGUGACGAUUAAUGGUAGAAAACAAAGGUUUUGUCAGCAAUGCAGCAGGUUCCAUUCACUGGAGGAAUUUGAUGAGGGCAAAAGGAGUUGCAGGAAGCGCCUUGAUGGACAUAACAGAAGGCGAAGAAAACCUCAGCCGGAUCCACUAAGUCGGUCAGCAGACAUCUUUUCCAGUUUUCGAGGUCCCCAAUUAGUACCGCUAUCUAACUCACAGGUAUAUCCCACUACUGCUGUUGGCAACCCAACAUGGGCCGGAGUUGUCAAUCCUGAACAGGAGGCUGCUCUAUAUGCCCGCCACCAACACCUAUAUGGGUCAUCCUCUAGCAUAUAUGGGGGAGGCAAACAAAUUAAAUUCUUGCAAGGGAAUAAUCCCGUGUUGAGCAGCCAAAUGUCUGCCGAAUCUUCUGUAUGUCAGCAGCUCCCUAGGACAAUUGUUUCGUCUGAUAGUGGUGGGCUUGGCCGCAAUAUGUUCUAUGACCGGCUAGUCAGCGAAUCGGACUGUGCUCUCUCUCUUCUGUCAUCACCACAGAUGCAGACUUCAGGAACUAAUUUCAGCCAUCUGGCGCACCAAAACUCCCACCGCGGUAAUCACAGCUCAGAGCCCUUGGACUCUGUUCGCAUUUCCAGUGGCAGCGGAAGGAAUACCAAUUCCCAGGGAUUGUUCCACUUAGGAUCUGAAGGACGGCAAAGGAAUGAAGCCUCUCAAGUAAUUCCCUUUCACUGGGACUAGUAAGCUAUAAGCUCACUCCCGAAUUUCCUGAUGCAUAAUUACUGCAUAUUCAUUCUCAUGUAGAGAUUAUCGUGGUAUUCUUUCUCGUAUGUAAACUGUGUUUUGGUGAACUGUUCUAAUUCAGAGUAUUAACUACAUCGCCCUCCCGUUUUGAUUCGGU
Messenger RNA from Eucalyptus grandis, 2098 nucleotides. Its product is annotated as squamosa promoter-binding-like protein 13A. Gene Ontology annotation, cellular component: nucleus. Lineage: Eukaryota; Viridiplantae; Streptophyta; Magnoliopsida; Myrtales; Myrtaceae. The record is from RefSeq and is a predicted model, not a curated record. The coding region runs from base 847 to 1938 and encodes 363 amino acids. Gene Ontology annotation, molecular function: DNA binding. The transcript has 3 exons.